ACAGGCAUGAAUUAUCUACAACCCGCUGAAUGUUGUGUAUAUUAAAUCCUAUAUUUAGGGUUGUAGACAUUUAAGACGCUCGUGACAUUCAGAUGGCUGUUAAACGAGUCGAAUUGAAUGUAAUAUGUAGUUAGUAUGCAGUGCUGCGAAGAGGGAGAUCAAUUUGUUGCUGUCAAUUUGCUAGCUCUCGGGGCAUUCUGGAGUAAAAGAUGGUACUGUCUUUGGUGACCCUGUGCGCUCGGGAGUUGGUGAGCGACCACUGCUCUUCGCAGUGUUGGUUGAGUUGUGUGCCGCGGGAGCUCUACCGAGCGUUGCUGGACGCCGCCUUCAGCCGCUGCCGUCCUCUGGCCGUCGGUGAGGUCGUCCAGCGGUGGCCCGAGAGAGCACUGGCCAUCGGAGGCAGCAGAAAAGCGUGCGAGUGCCCUCCGAACCGCCUCUGCGUUCAGGCUCUGCUGCUGGCUGUGGUCAGGGGACUGACGGACAAGAGGUGUUGUCUGCAGAUGCUGGAUCUCAGUGGACUUCAGUGUGAGGACGGGAGAGCUGAGGACUCGAUGGGUGGAUGGUCCCUCAGCGUUGCCCUAUGCUCAAUGGUGCUACAAGCUCGAUCUGCUGCCUCCAGGGCUCACAGGAGAGAUGGAGAAAGAGAGAGAAAAAGAGGACUGGAAGCAGAAAGUGACCAGGGCACCAUCAAGCGAGACCGGGGCAAGGUAGGGUGCGGGAAUAGUGGUGAAGGGAGUCAGGGAGGACACAGAGUGGAAGAAGAAGAGAAGAGGAAGUCCAGAACUAAUGAACAGAUGUUUUCAGGAGAUGAGUCAGUAAAGGGUGACAGGAGGAGGAUGGAGAUCCAGAGAAGAAAGACUUUAUCCGAGGGGAAAUCAAACAGCACCAGUAAUAACAGUAGUUCAUGCUACCACGACUGGGAUGAGGUAGUUGUGGUCCAUGUCAGGGCUGACCUUUUUGUCAAUUCACGUUCCUGGGAGCGUGUCCGUGAUGCCCUUAGUCAACCGGGCCCACUGCGGCUCCACUGCCGCUACCUCUGCGUGGAGGAACUCUCAGCACCCUCCAUAGCUUCCUUGUUGGGUCUCUUGCCUCAGCAGGAUCUUCUCGGUGUGGACAUCCGCUACUCCAGCCUUGGGGCGUCAGGCCUGGCUAUGCUGCUUCCACUUUUAGCUCCUUUUCCUCAGCUGCACUCUCUGAGACUGCAUUACUGUAACUUGGACUUAGAGCGCGCACAGCCUGGCCAGCAGGGGGCACUUCAGGACAUGUCUAAGGGACUGGGUUCACUGAAGAGACUAAAGAGGUUAUGCCUGACUGCACUCCGACUGCCAGGACACCUGCACUUGCUGCUCAGCUCUCUUUCCCAGCCUCUGGAGGUGCUGGAGCUGCCAUACCUGUGCCUGACCUCCACGGACCUGGCCUACCUCUCCUGCAGCCAGCACGCUCCAUUCCUGAGAGAACUUGACCUGAGUGAGAACUGGCUUGAUGAAUCAUCCCUGCCCUCUCUGCGCCAUCUCUUAGCUCAAGCCGAAAGCUCUCUGCGCCAGCUUUCACUUUGUGGUUGUGGCCUCUCAGACACUCUCCUGGGUGCUCUUCUUCCCUCCCUGUCCUGCUGUCGGGCUUUACGUAGCUUAAGACUGGCCUUAAACCCACUCUCUAGAAUUGGACUGCUUUCCCUGGCCCGUACAGUGGCAGGAAUCCCUUCUCUUCAUCUGCUGCUCUAUCCCAACCCACUGGAAGAAUAUGAGCCUGGGCUGCCGGCUCUCCCCUCCAGUGCUCAGCUGCUGGAUUGGCCUCUGCUAGAGGAGUCUGAGGGCAGGGACUUGACCCUGAGGUUGCUAGAUGAGAUUCUGAACUUGAGAUUACGAUCUCAGGACCUUUUUGUGACGUCUGACCUGCUAAACUACAGCCCAGACUUGACUGUGGAUGAUUAAGGUUGAAUGUCCCAGAGCUCACUCUCUUAAUAUGUGACAAUCAAAAC
Molecule: messenger RNA, 1978 nt
Organism: Carassius auratus (goldfish)
Lineage: Eukaryota; Metazoa; Chordata; Actinopteri; Cypriniformes; Cyprinidae
Product: leucine-rich repeat-containing protein 14-like
Exons: 4
Coding region: 210-1931 (573 amino acids)
Cellular component (GO): cytoplasm
Source: RefSeq, a predicted model, not a curated record